Molecule: messenger RNA, 734 nt
Organism: Python bivittatus (Burmese python)
Lineage: Eukaryota; Metazoa; Chordata; Lepidosauria; Squamata; Pythonidae
Source: RefSeq, a predicted model, not a curated record
UAAAACUUUUGCACAGUACAGUAUAUUUAUAAUCAGUAUUGGCAUCUACCAUAACACCAGCUGAUGUUCUUCAUAGUGUUUUAUCUUCUGUUUAUCUAGCAUCCAUGUCCCAAAAUCAGAAGGAGUUGCUAGGUUUGGGUCGCCUUGAAUACUUGCAAGCCCUAGUCACUGAAUUCCAAGUGACAGAAAGCUCAGAAGCCAAAGAGCAGGUGUUGGCUAAUCUGGCUAAUUUUGCUUAUGACCCCAGAAAUUAUGAAUAUCUUCGGCAGCUCAAGGUCUUGGAUUUGUUUCUGGAUAUGCUCACCGAAGACAAUGAAACUCUUGUGGAAUUUGCACUUGGAGGACUUUGUAACCUCUGCCUGGACAAAAUCAACAAAGACUAUAUACUGGAGGCCGGUGGAGUGGCAGCUGUUGUCAACUGCCUGGCCAGUGCCAACGAAGAGACCGUUCUGUCUGCAGUAACAUCUCUGAUGUACUUGACCACACCCCAGUCUUGCCAAGAGAUCACCACCCUCCCCGUGAUUGAGUGCAUGCUGCGCUUCUCCCUUUCAACCAACAGAAGGCUGCGAAACUUGGCCACUAUUUUCCUUGAGGAUUAUUGCAGCCCCCUUCAGGUGGACAAAGCUAGGACCCUGACCAGGCACACGGCGGUAGGGAUUCCACUGCCCAAGGAUGAAGGCAGCACAGCAGGCAGCCUGGAUGAUCUUCCCUGAAUGAGGAGUAGGAUUCCUUCC